Messenger RNA from Fusarium pseudograminearum CS3096, 1623 nucleotides. RefSeq lists its product as uncharacterized. Gene Ontology annotation, cellular component: membrane. Gene Ontology annotation, molecular function: transmembrane transporter activity. Gene Ontology annotation, biological process: transmembrane transport. The record is from RefSeq and is a predicted model, not a curated record. The transcript is spliced from 3 exons. The coding region runs from base 1 to 1623 and encodes 540 amino acids. Lineage: Eukaryota; Fungi; Ascomycota; Sordariomycetes; Hypocreales; Nectriaceae.
AUGGCAUCCAUCAAUCUAAUCUACUUCGCCCAAGUGGCCAACGUCGUUGGCUCAGGAGCUUUGACACGGGACAUUGCAGCCACGGUAGGCGACUCCUCCGAUUCAGUUUGGUACACGCAGACCCUCGCAAUCUUCACAGCCAUACUAGGUAUCCCCGUCAGCCAAGCCGCCGACCUCUGGGGCCGCAAGAUAUUUCUCGUCAUAUUGACCACCUGUGGUUUUAUCGGUUCUCUCAUUAUAGCCCGUGCCAAUUCCCCAUGUUUGGCUAUCACUGGUUUUGCCGUGACAGGUAUAUCUUACGGUGCUCAGCCUCUGCUCCAUGCUAUCGUAUCGGAGGUCUUUGCGAGAAAAUAUCGUCCCUGGGCACAGGCUAGCGUAAAUGUUGCUGCGUCGUUGGGAGCGAUCAUGGGAUUACUGGUUGGAGGUGCAGUCACAAGAAAUGAGAAUCAUGUUGGGUUUCGCGUGUAUUGGUAUAUAGUAGCUGGCUUGUAUGCCCUCGCUACUGUCUCGGUACAACUACUAUACUCGCCUCCCCCAAGAGCAUUACAGCUUGUGUUUAGCUUCCACGAGAAGUUGCGGCGUUUGGAUUGGCUUGGAUAUGGCUUCUUAACACCUGCCCUUGUCCUCUUUUGCAUGUCCCUCACAUGGAUUCAUAAUCCGUACUCUUGGACUGAUGCACAUGUCUCCGUUACUUUUAUCAUCGGCCUCUGUUUUGCCAUUGGAUUAGUAGCUUACGAGACGAUGGUGAAGAGAGAUGGCAUGUUUCACCAUCGUCUGUUCAAGGACCGAAACUUCCCAUUGGCUCUUGGCUGUAUCUUCGUCGAAGGGAUGGUAUUCUUCUGUACCAACGACUACUUCGCGUUUCAAGUCAGUAUGUUCUUCUCACAAGACAGCCUGAUUACUGGCGCACAUUACUCCGUUGCCUUUGCGGCUCUUGGCAUAUCUGCCAUUCUCUCAGGUCUCUGGUGCUCAAAGACAAAAGCUGUGCGUGUACCCACCAUCGCCGCCUUUUGUUCUUUUGUGGUCUUCAAUAUCUUGAUGGCAACCAUUUCUAAAGAAACAACCACAAGUCAGAUAUGGGCGUUUCCCAUUUUUUUAGGGCUUGGAUUAGGUAUCUGUCUACCAUCGCUCGUCACAGCAGCCCAUUUCGCAACCCCCCAAGAAUUGGUCGCAAUCGCUUCGGGUCUCAUGAUCUCUUUGAGGAGCUUGGGGGGGUCCGUUGGGCUAGCCGUUUACAGUGCCGUCUUCCAUCACGGGUUCUCAUCUAGCCUGGGUCCUGAAAUUGCUGACGCGGUUUUGCCACUCGGAUUCCCAAACAAAGAACUGCCUCAACUUAUCUCUGCAUUCGUCAGUAACAACGAAACGGCGAUAAAACUAAUCGAUGGAAUCUCACCGGAAAUUAUAGAAGCUGGCCAUGAAGGUCUUCUCGAAGCGUACAGGGUUGGCUUUCGAGGUGUCUGGGUAACCACAGCCUCUAUAUCAUUUGUUGCAGUCAUUGCCGCAUCGUUUCUCCGCAAUCCAACAGAUAACUUUACUGCGGAAGUCGACGCACCGAUUGUUAUAGUUACCGAGGGUGAGGAAGAGACGCAAGGGUCAACUGUCACUCUGGCCAGAAUGUCAUGA